GAAUUUAGCGCGCGGAUGAUUUGUUUUGUGUUUCUAUCCUUACUUCAGUUCAUAUAACUGUACUGUCAAUAUAUACAGUGCUGGUAUAAUACGCAUGAGACUGCAGCGCACAUGCUUGUGACUUGUCUUUUUUUAUCUUCGACGUAGUUUUCUAGGAGCUGGUUUUGCAUCUAACUUUAGUACUUAGUAUCUAGAACAUGUAGAAAGUCGAUUCUAAAGGCUGGUUAGAUUAAGCCUAAGUUUUGGUCUUCGUUUUAUUACGGUUUAGUUAAAAUCGUACCGUGUGUCAACACAACAAAUCAGACUGAGACUCUGACUCAGAGAACUAACUUGCGCUAGUCUUUGUUGAGCUGCCUUGGCCGACCACGCCCAGGCCAGGCCAGGCCCAGUCCAGCCGGGCGGACAGAUGCCGACGAGAAGUAAUCCAUGUGUCUCUUAAUACAUGCUACAGGCGUGUCUCAUCUUCUCAAGAGUCAAGUUCUCUUUCUCUGAUUUUAGAGGGUGGGAGAUCGAGAUUCAGAGAGCAUCCCUGGCGCUGGCCCCACCAUCAGACCAUGACCAUGGGGCUACCUCUUGUUUCUCACUUGGAACUCAAAGCCCUUGCCGAAGAAGUGUCCCAUGAAUACUACACAAAUCUAGGGCUUAACCUGGGUCUGUAUGACCCAAAGUUGAGGAAUAUUCUGAGAGACAAUGGUUCUCAAGAAAGAGCCACUUAUGACAUGUUAUGCUGCUGGUUGGGCGAAACGAGAGAAUGCGAGAGAAGACCAAGACUGGUGGAGGCUCUCGAUGGUAGUCGUCUCAGACAUCUUGCGGAUAAAAUAGAGCAAGGUGCCUACUGCCCAAGGAUUUUGAACAAUGACAUACGGCAAGAUGCAACCGACGAGCAGAUUGACCAGUGCAAGAAGGACCUCAUGGAAGAAUAUGCCAUUGCAUGGUGCCAAGUGCAGACGAAACCGCUGGAUCCAGAUACCUUGCUAGCACUAAAUCUCAUCUACACCAACUUGGUGUUACUUGGUGAAGACCCCAAAUCCAAAUCAAAGCCAUUGAACUAUGAAGACAUCCUAAGCAACAAGAUUAAUGAUGUCUUCCUGCGCCGUGUGCUGGUGCAAGGGGAGGCUGGGGUUGGUAAAACAACCUUCCUAUCUAAAAUCAUCAAUGAUUGGAUUGAAGGGACCCACUUUAAGGAGUUCAAGCUGGUCUUGCCGGUUCGCCUCAGGGAAGUGAAGGAUGGGAAGACUGUCGGGGAGAUAAUAAAGCAGAAUUAUUUGCCUGAUAAUGAGGUUACUGCCAUGCAACUGGAUAACUACAUCAAGAAGAAUCAAGAGAAGGUAUUGAUUCUCCUAGACGGCUAUGAUGAGCUUGCUGAGCUCUCUGCCAGUUCUAUUCUGAAGAUCCUUAAGUGUCUGGAGUACAAGAAGUGCUCCGUCAUCAUCACCUCCAGACCUUGGAAAGCAAACCAAAUACGGCACGACAUCGAACUGCGGAAGCGCUAUGCCUUCGUGGAAAUCAAAGGCUUCACAAGAGAGAAUGUAAACAAGUUUGUCUCCCGGUUCUUUAACAAUGUUGGCAAAGCCCCAGAGUCUGCCGAAAGCCUUGUCAAGUUCAUGGAGAAGGGCAGCCUGAUUGCUGAGAAUAUGUCACCCUAUCCCAUCUUCUGUGCCAUGUUGUGUCAUCUGUGGGAAGAGGAAGACCGGCGGGAGGCAGUUCAAAAGUUAAAAACUUUCUCCCAACUCUUCCAGGAGAUCAUUCAAUUCUUGAAAGACCGCUACUUUGCCAAGCGCUGCAAGAAUUUAAGUCUACGCUCCUGUCAGGAAAAAAAAAUGGAUUUAAAGAGGGAUCUUGAGAAGAAUUUCCUCCAGCUAGCAGAAGUGGCAUUCAGGGGACUUAUGAAGAAUGAUAUGGUGUUUCCUGAAGAUACAUUCAGUCAGCAAGUUCUUCGAUGUGGAUAUGAUGUUGGCCUCCUUUCGAAUGAUAGAAAGUGCCUUGGUAAAUCAGAGAGGAAGAGGCCAUGUUUGAUGGGGAAUGUGUUCUUUCCCCAUAAACUGUUUCAAGAAUUCCUAGCGGGUCUGCACCUGGCAGAGCAAGAAAAGACAAAUCCCCUAGAGUACAAGGAUCUGCUCAAUACAAUCCUCAGCAAGAAUAGGGAUGAGAUGAAAUUCCUGCUAUUCUUUGCUGCUGCCCAGGAGGAGAAGGUAGCCCUUGAUAUCACAUCAGGCCUGGUCAACAAACUUGAACAGUCAUCUGUGCGAUCUACUGUAUGUGUGGAUAAAACACCUCACAAGCUAAUAGUCGAUGUGGUCUUUGAGAGUUUUAGUGAAGAUGUUGCCAAGGUUGUGGAGACUAGGUUCCCAUCUCUCUCACGGGUUAAAGAACUCAAGGUUGAUGAUGCCAUGUCUGCUCACACCGUUGCAGGGUACUUUUUCACAUUUCAAAAUCUUAGAAGUGCUGUUUUCUUGGAACGACAAUAUGGCUACAAUCUUUCCAGCGACCUUGCAGACAAAGUAUGUACACUCAACAGUCUUCAGAAAGUUCACCUUGACAAAGCAUCAUUCCAUGAAGUCUUUUAUGAGAUCUUUGCAGCGGAGGCGAAAAACUCUCGGGUAAAGUCUUUCACUCUCAAAGGCAUUCCCAUAAAGUGUCCAUCAUCGUCAUGCCAUCUAGCCAAGGGUUUGUGUGACAUGCCCCUCUUGGAAUCCUUGAUGCUCCACCAUGUGACAUUUGAAGCAGAAUUCUACUCCACGUUGAUGAAGCUAGCCCAUCGUGCUAAGAUCAAGGAGCUGAAGGAGCUUCAUCUGGCUGACUUGAACCUUGAAUCAGAGGCUGUCACCUCAGGAAAUCUUGCUAAAGCAGUUUGCUCAAUGCCAAGCCUGAAGAAACUCAUCCUAUCUGAUUUGACUGUUCUCCAUGAUGAAUUCUAUACCAACCUUGCUGCCAAAGCUUCAUCUACCCAGAUUGAGGUCAUCAGGCUAUCUGACUUGGAGCUAACAGGGAAGCCAUCUCAUGACCUUGCAAUCUGUUUGAAUACCAUGCCUUGUCUUUACAGUCUGGCCGUUGUCAAGGGAACAGAACUUCAUCCUAGGUUCUUUUCAAUCUGUUCCACUCUUACUCAAGAGAAUGGCCAGGAUGAAAACCAGUCGAAAAGGGAUCAGAAUGGCUUCACCCUCACGCUUGACGACAAGACCAUCAAUGCCUGGUGUAAGCAUAAACCUGUUCCCUUCCAACCAAGACUUGCAACCUUUGUCUACCAGUGCAGCAAAACCGUUGAUGCAAAGACCUUGCAGAAGGCAUCUUUGCCGGAGCUUGCAGAGCUUCAAGUACAGGCUGCGUUGCCUAACCGUGAUCCUGAACUGCAGGAUGUUGAUGGCUUCAGCAAGGCAGUGACGUCGUCGUUCCCUGGUCUGCAGCGACUUGUCCUCACCCAUAUCUCCUUGGGAAACCAUAGGUCCAUGGUGAUCAUCAAACAGCUGAAGGAUCAUCCAAGUCUCCAGAGCAUCAGGUUCAUAGAGUGCCGCACUGACAAUGGGAUGGAUGCACUUUGCCAGCCAGGGGGGAAGAUAUUAGUUUCUAUGGAGCAUGGUAUGCGAGAAAAGAUGUAGUCUAUAGGAUGUCGGAUACCUCGAGUAUUAUAGAGCUGUCUGUCAUGGUUCCUGUGUUGGUGAUGGACUCUACAGAUUCCAUUGAUGUAAACAGUACUUCAUGUUGAUAUCCUUUAAUGGUUGUACUCUAUGCUAUGGGGUGACAUGAAAAAAAGCAUGAAUGGGAUUGAAUAAACCUACAGGGAUAUGAAUUUAUGGGAGGUGUUUCACGAAAAUUGUAAUUGAUAGCAAAUUCAUUUGAACACCUGAAAUCAAUCAUAUGGUACUUUUUCCUUCCCUCAUUGCCUUGAAUGCAUAAUGCAUGUUGAUUAGCACAUUUAGAUAUGCUCUAAGUAUUGCAAUUAAUUAGCAGAGUUGCAAUCAAUGUCUGGUCUCUGUCUAUUUUCUUUAAUAGGAAAGCAUCCAUUGAUUCGCCCCAGUUCGAAUUUAGCUAUCAAAUUCAAAUUCGAAAGUCAAAUUUGUGGAUAAAUUUCCUUUGACUCUCCUUUCCUGUCUAUCCGAGGGACAAUGAAUGUUUUUGGUGUUGAAUGUUGAUGGUUUCGAAUUUUUGUGCUGGUGAUGAGGCCAAACAAUCGCUGUCGAUAGCACCCACCUCAAAGCUAUUCUGCUGUGGGGAUUAACAUCAUUAAGCUCCCACAAAUAUCUUUUCCUAAAAACCUAAUUCCAAAGCUCAGUUUACCAACAUGGGAUACUCCAAAAACAAUAUUCAACAACUUCUUUGAAAUUACCAAUAGAUGUUUUUGAAGGGUUAUUCAUCCACUAUGCCUCUAGAAGAGAUAUCUUUAAGUCCAUUGCCAAUUUUUUUUUUAGAACAUGAGGUUUUCCAGCAGUCAGUGCCUUAUUGGAGUAGAUGAAAAAGUGCCAUUAACGUCAGUUCUUCCGUAAUUCCGUCAUAAUCAGAAAUUUUGUUGUUGGACCUUAAGCCGUAGGGGUUAUCGCAAGAAAUAUUUGCAAUCGUGUUGCAAUUUUACAAUUGAUCGGUUAAUUUUAGCUGUAUCAAAUCAGUUUAGACUCCUUGUUUCAAGAAGCAGAUCACUGAUCGAGUGCAAAUUUGGUAUGAAUUGCAAGACAUAUGAUUGAUUUCCGGACCCAAAAUAAACUUGCAAUUGAUUGCAAAUUCCUUGCAAUGCCCCCUUAAACAGACAAUAUGAGAAGUAAAUAUGUGUAAGGUGUUUUCAAAUGCUGUGUUUGUGUUGAGAUUUUGAAUAAGGAAUUCCAAAUUGAACACUUUGGGUUCAGAAAAAUUCUGCUAAUCACAUUUUUGCAAGCCCAAAUGAUAACAAUCCUGACAUUAGGCUGGGUGUAUUAAACAGCAUGUAUUAUUUUCGUUCAGAAUUCAAAACCCAAUUCAUUGUUUCAUCUACUAUUGAUAUUAUAAUUGUUAAGUUUUAGGUCAGAUGUGUGUCACCAAGCUUUACAUAGUAAGCAGACCAAAGAGAAACUCCAGAUGAUAUAUUUGAUAGAUUUUGUUUAGAAAACGCCUGAUACCAGAAGACACUGAUGUAGAUAUUAAGCAAAACAUUGUUGGGUGAAUUCUUUUUUCAAAUAUUGAAGGGAGAAAUACAUGGAAUUGGUAUUAACAAUUUUGUGGAAAUAGUUUUAUUGGGGAAUAUUGCAUUUCACAGUUCUCUCCAAUAUUUUUAGUGUGUUUUAUUUGGAUAAAUAACCUGAAGAUAAUAUGGCAUGAAGUGAAGAGUGUCUCAAAUCCUUUUCAGAAAUUUUAGCCACUUUAACAAAGAACUGUUGGAGAGAAUAUUUAAUAAAUCUGAAAGACCUGUUUCUAAUGUAAUGUAAAUGCAAAAAAUGGACGAAAUUGAAUUUUGUAAAAUAAUUUGUACUUGUUUUAAAUGAUGAAACUAAUUUUGGGAACGUAAUAUCCAAGGCAUCUGUCAGAAAUUCUUAAAACAAUUGCAGUUUUUGUUGGUUUUACUGUGUUCUUUGCAUUUUAAAUAAGAUGAUAAUAAUUGUUUUUAAUGUCAAGUCCUUGAAGUUUGUAAAUAUCUUUUUGAAAACUUUUAAUGAACCGUAUAUGCAACAGUGCAAUAAUAUUAGAAUUGUAGCGUCUUACUUGUAAAAAUUUGAACAAAGACACUUCAAAAAUAGCUCUAAGUGUUCAUUUUCACUUUUCAUCACAUUAGUAAAAAUGUCAUGAUGAAAUGGAACCAAGAAUUUAAACCAAAAUUAAAAGGCUGUAAAAAAUUGCAAUUUAUAAUGUGUCAAUAUAACAAAUAUUACAGUCUAGCUUUGUUCAUAACGUCUAUUAUUGGGGGCACCCCUGCAUUCAACUUUACUGACCAUGGUACAUUAACCAUGAAUCAUAUCAUAGCCCGAAACAAUUGCUUGGUUGUUGUUGAAUAAUGUUACCAUUCCAUUGUUUCAGUCGAUAUGAUAAAAAUAAUGCACAUUGUUAUGAUUGGAUAAUGUACUUGAAGUUUAUAUUGGUAUACAUUUUGAAGAUCAUGUUUAAAAAGUGCAGGUACCAUUCUUGAAAAGGACUCUUGAUAAAUUGUUCUUAUAAACACCUCCAUAUUAAGCAAAAUAUUAUCUUGCAAUAAUAAUUCUUGAAGUUUACAAGCCUUCAAAUACUUGUGGAUAAAUCAAAUCUGGAUUUACUUUUACCCUUGUAGGUACCAUUCUUGAAAAGGACUCUUGAUAAAUUGCUCUUUGUUCUUAUAAACACCUCCAUAUUAAGCAAAAUAUCUUGCAAUGAUCAUGCUUAAAGUU
Messenger RNA from Lytechinus pictus (painted urchin), 6320 nucleotides. Its product is annotated as NLR family CARD domain-containing protein 4-like. Lineage: Eukaryota; Metazoa; Echinodermata; Echinoidea; Temnopleuroida; Toxopneustidae. Gene Ontology annotation, molecular function: protein binding. The coding region runs from base 555 to 3596 and encodes 1013 amino acids. Gene Ontology annotation, biological process: signal transduction. The record is from RefSeq and is a predicted model, not a curated record. The transcript has 10 exons.